GGAGGCUCCGACCCCCCGGCCGAGGGGAUGAGGGGAGCAUGGGCGCCAAGGAGUCACGGAUCGGAUUCCUCAGCUACGAGGAGGCGCUGAGGAGAGUUACGGAUGUAGAGCUGAAACGACUCAAAGAUGCCUUCAAGAGGACCUGUGGACUUUCAUAUUACAUGGGCCAGCACUGCUUCAUCAGGGAGGUGCUUGGUGACGGAGUACCUCCUAAAGUUGCUGAGGUGAUUUACUGUUCUUUUGGUGGAACAGCCAAAGGGUUGCACUUCAAUAACUUAAUAGUUGGACUUGUCCUCCUUACAAGAGGGAAAGAUGAAGAGAAAACAAAAUACAUCUUCAGUCUUUUUGCAAGUGAAUCUGGGAGCUAUGUUGUACGGGAAGAGAUGGAAAGAAUGCUCCAUAUGGUAGAUGGAAAAGUCCCAGAUACACUCAGGAAGUGUUUCUCAGAGGGUGAAAAGGUAAACUAUGAAAAAUUUAGAAAUUGGCUUCUCCUGAACAAAGAUGCUUUUACCUUUUCUCGCUGGCUGCUAUCGGGAGGUGUGUAUGUUACCCUCACUGAUGACAGUGAUACUCCUACUUUCUACCAAACUCUGGCUGGAGUCACACAUUUGGAGGAAUCAGACAUCAUUGAUCUGGAGAAACGCUACUGGUUAUUGAAGGCUCAAUCCCGGACUGGACGAUUUGAUUUAGAGACAUUUGGCCCAUUGGUUUCACCUCCUAUUCGUCCUUCUCUAAGUGAAGGUUUAUUUAAUGCUUUUGAUGAAAAUCGUGACAAUCACAUAGACUUCAAGGAGAUCUCCUGUGGGUUAUCAGCCUGUUGCAGGGGUCCCCUGGCUGAAAGACAAAAAUUUUGCUUCAAGGUGUUUGAUGUUGACCGUGAUGGAGUUCUCUCCAGGACUGAACUAAAAGACAUGGUCGUUGCACUUUUGGAGGUCUGGAAGGAUAACCGCACUGAUGAUAUCCCUGAAUUACAUAUGGAUCUCUCUGACAUUGUAGAAGGCAUAUUGAAUGCACAUGAUACUACAAAGAUAGGCCAUCUUACUUUGGAAGACUAUCAGAUCUGGAGUGUGAAAAAUGUUCUUGCCAAUGAAUUUUUGAAUCUCCUCUUCCAGGUGUGCCACAUAGUUCUGGGGUUAAGACCAGCUACUCCAGAAGAAGAAGGACAAAUUAUUAGAGGAUGGUUAGAACGAGAAAGCAGGUAUGGUCUGCAGCCAGGACACAAUUGGUUUAUCAUCUCCAUGCAGUGGUGGCAACAGUGGAAAGAAUAUGUCAAAUAUGAUGCCAACCCUGUUGUAAUUGAGCCAUCAUCUGUUCUGAAUGGAGGAAAAUUUUCAUUUGGAACAACAAUACAACCUAUAGAACAUGGUGAAGAUAGAAUUGGUAGCAACUUCAGUUAUAUGAAUAACACAGAAGAGAAAUUUUCAGACAACAUUUCUUCUGCAUCUGAAGCCUCAGAAUCUGCUGGCAGUGGCUUUCUGUAUUCUGCCACACCGGGGACAGAUAUGUGCUUUUCUCGACAACAUAAUAUUUCUGACAAUAACAACCAGUGUUUACUAGGAACCAAUGGAAAUAUUCUUUUACACCUUAAUCCUCAGAAACCAGGAGCUAUUGAUAACCAACCACUGGUAACUCAAGAGCCAGUAAAGGCUACAUCAUUAACACUAGAAGGAGGGCGCUUAAAGCGAACUCCACAGCUGAUCCAUGGAAGAGAUUAUGAAAUGGUCCCAGAACCUGUAUGGAGAGCACUUUAUCACUGGUAUGGAGCAAACCUGGCCCUCCCUAGACCAGUGAUCAAGAAUAGCAAGACAGACAUCCCAGAGCUGGAAUUAUUUCCUCGUUAUCUCCUCUUUUUGCGACAGCAGCCUGCCACUCGAACACAGCAGUCUAACAUCUGGGUGAAUAUGGGUAUGAUGAGCCUAAGAAUGUUUCCUCAACAUUUACCGAGAGGAAAUGUACCUUCUCCGAAUGCACCUCUAAAGCGGGUGUUAGCCUAUACAGGCUGUUUUAGUAGAAUGCAGACUAUCAAGGAAAUUCACGAAUACUUGUCUCAAAGGCUUCGCAUCAAAGAGGAAGAUAUGCGCCUAUGGCUAUAUAAUAGUGAGAAUUAUCUUACUCUUCUGGAUGAUGAGGAUCAUAGGCUGGAAUAUUUGAAGAUUCAGGAUGAACAGCACCUGGUAAUUGAAGUUCGCAACAAAGAUAUGAGCUGGCCUGAGGAAAUGUCCUUUAUAGCAAACAGUAGUAAAAUAGAUAGACACAAAGUUCCCACCGAAAAAGGAGCCACAGGUCUGAGUAACCUGGGAAACACAUGCUUCAUGAAUUCAAGCAUCCAAUGUGUUAGUAACACACAGCCACUGACACAGUAUUUCAUCUCAGGGAGGCAUCUUUAUGAGCUCAACAGGACAAAUCCCAUUGGUAUGAAAGGGCAUAUGGCUAAAUGUUAUGGUGAUUUAGUACAGGAACUUUGGAGUGGAACUCAGAAGAAUGUUGCCCCAUUAAAGCUUCGGUGGACCAUAGCAAAAUAUGCUCCCAGGUUUAAUGGUUUCCAGCAGCAAGACUCACAAGAACUUCUGGCUUUUCUCCUGGAUGGUCUUCACGAAGAUCUCAACCGGGUCCACGAGAAGCCGUAUGUGGAGCUGAAGGACAGUGACGGCCGGCCCGACCGGGAAGUAGCUGCGGAGGCCUGGGAUAAUCAUCUGAGAAGAAAUAGAUCAAUUGUUGUGGACUUGUUCCAUGGGCAGCUGCGAUCCCAAGUCAAAUGCAAGACAUGUGGGCAUAUAAGUGUCCGAUUUGACCCCUUCAAUUUUUUAUCUUUACCACUACCAAUGGACAGUUACAUGCAUUUAGAAAUAACAGUAAUUAAAUUAGAUGGCACUACCCCUAUACGAUAUGGACUGAGACUGAACAUGGAUGAAAAAUACACAGGUUUAAAACAGCAGCUAAGUGACCUCUGUGGACUUAAAUCAGAACAGAUCCUCCUUGCAGAAGUACAUGGUUCCAACAUAAAGAAUUUCCCUCAGGACAACCAGAAAGUUCGACUCUCAGUGAGUGGAUUUUUAUGUGCAUUUGAAGUUCCCAUUCCUGCAUCUCCAGAUUCAGCUUCUAGUCCUACUCAGACAGAUUGCUCCUCUUCUCCAUCUUCAAAUGGAAUAUUCACCCUGACUACCAAUGGGGACCUGCAUCGACCAAUAUUCAUUCCCAAUGGAAUGCCAAACACUGUUGUACCAUGUGGAACUGAGAAGAACUUCACAAAUGGAAUGGUGAAUGGUCAUACACCAUCUGUUUCUGAAAAGUCCUUUAUAGGCUACAUCAUUGCUGUCCACCGAAAAAUGAUGCGGACAGAACUGUAUUUCCUGUCAUCUCAGAAGAAUCGCCCCAGCCUCUUUGGGAUGCCACUGAUUGUUCCAUGUACUGAGCAGACCCGUAAGAAAGAUCUGUAUGAUGCAGUAUGGAUCCAAGUGUCUCGAUUAGCCAGCCCCCUCCCACCACAAGAAGCUAGUAACCAUGCUCAGGACUGUGAUGACAGCAUGGGCUAUCAAUAUCCGUUCACUCUGCGAGUUGUGCAUAAAGAUGGGAAUUCCUGUGCUUGGUGCCCGUGGUAUAGAUUUUGCAGAGGCUGUAAAAUUGAUUGUGCAGAAGACAGAGCUUUCAUUGGGAAUGCCUAUGUUGCUGUGGAUUGGGAUCCCACAGCCCUUCACCUCCGCUACCAAACAUCACAGGAACGAGUUGUAGAGGAGCACGAGAGCGUGGAGCAGAGUCGGCGAGCACAGGCGGAGCCCAUCAACCUGGACAGCUGUCUCCGUGCCUUCACCAGCGAGGAGGAGUUAGGGGAAAAUGAGAUGUACUACUGUUCCAAGUGUAAGACUCAUUGCUUGGCAACCAAGAAGCUGGAUCUCUGGAGGCUUCCCCCCAUUCUGAUUAUUCACCUUAAACGAUUUCAAUUUGUAAAUGGGCGGUGGAUAAAAUCACAGAAAAUUGUUAAAUUUCCUCGUGAAAGCUUUGACCCUAGUGCUUUUUUGGUACCAAGAGACCCAGCUCUCUGCCAGCAUAAACCAUUCACACCCCAGGGGGAUGACAUCUCUGAGCCAAGGAUUCCAACUGGAGAAGUGAAGAAACUGGAUGGCCAGAGCUCAGCAGGGGAAGAGGAUGUGCUGCUGAGCAAGAGCCCGUCUUCACUCAGCGCAAACAUCAGCAGCAGCCCAAAAGGUUCGCCUUCUUCAUCAAGAAAAAGUGGAGCCAGCUGUCCCUCCAGCAAAAAUAGCAGUCCGAACAGCAGCCCGCGGACUUUGGGGAGGAGCAAAGGCAGGCUCCGGCUGCCUCAGAUUGGCAGCAAAAAUAAAUUGUCGAGUAGUAAAGAGAAUUUGGAUGCUGGAAAAGAGAAUGGUGCUGGGCAGAUUGGUGAGCUGUCUGAUACCUUGAGCCGAGGGCACAUCCUGGGAGGCAGCCAACCUGAGCUGGUCACCCCACUGGACCAUGAAGUCACUUUGGCCAAUGGAUUUCUUUAUGAGCAAGAGACAUGUGGCAAUGGCUAUAGCAACGGUCAGCUUGGAAACCAUAGUGAAGAAGACAGUACUGAUGACCAAAGAGAAGAUGUUCAUAUUAACCCUAUUUAUAAUCUGUAUGCAAUUUCGUGCCAUUCAGGAAUUCUGGGUGGGGGCCAUUACGUCACUUAUGCCAAAAACCCCAACUGCAAGUGGUACUGUUACAAUGACAGCAGCUGUAAGGAACUUCACCCAGAUGAAAUUGAUACCGACUCUGCCUACAUUCUCUUCUAUGAGCAGCAGGGGAUAGACUAUGCACAAUUUCUGCCAAAGAUCGAUGGCAAAAAAAUGGCAGACACAAGCAGCAUGGAUGAAGACUUCGAGUCAGAUUACAAAAAGUACUGCGUGUUACAGUAAAGCUACUGCUCUGGCUGCUAGGCUGCUGGUGAGGGACAGGACUCCUUGUAGCAGACAUUUGGCAAAAGUGUCUCUGAAAGGCAGGCUAAAUAUAGUUACUUUAUCCUGUGACCUGAAGCACAAAAUAAAAAUCCUAAUUAAAGUAUCAGGCAACUUGAAGAGUAGUAAUAAUUUUGUUUUGAAGUCUCUCACAAGCUCUCCUGUAGAGAACUUUCAGACAGAUCCUACCAUUAGCCUGUAAACAAAAGGGUUUGGCACCAACUGUCUGGGACCAAAUAAGAAUUAAAUUGUGCUUGUUUAGAUAUGAACAAACCUAUAGUGAGUAUAGAGUUUACCAGUAAUUAUAACAAAAUACUAAGGCCUUCCUUGGAGUCAAAGUAAAAAAAAAAAAAAAAAAAUGUAGUGUUGUCUGGGGACGACAUGAUAUGCUACCUCCUUUUUCCUGAAGUUUUAAUCCAUUCUGUUAACAAGAUGGAGAAAGCAAGAUCACGAAGGUGUACAAAUGAGUCUUAUGGUGUGGACAUGGAUUUUUUUUUAACUAUUUCCCCACUCUUUCUAUGUCAUUUUUGCUUUUUGUUCUUGUUGUGUUUGGUUUGAGACCCAACUGGUCAUUGGUGACAGUAGACAGUGGUGAAUCUAAAAGGAAGGUCUCUGAAAAACUCUGUGCCUUCUACCCAGGGUCUUGGUUGGAAGACCCAGGAGAAAAAAAGCAUCCUGUGAAGUCCAGUUCGAAAGGCCUUCCUGAUGAGAGAGUAUCUGCCUUUUAGGACACGUCAUGUGUCCUCAGAAACACACACCGCCAGGUGUGGCCUGGUGGGUGCCGGUAUCUGCACCAUCUUUCCAUGCAGGUAGUGCGCAGAGCUCCUAGGACGGUAAGAGGCAUCGAAGCAAAUGGGGUCCCGUUAGUGGUUCUUUCUGUUUUGCUUCUCGUUUUGCACUUUUAUAAAAGAGAGAACACAUGCAAAGAAACUUGCUUGUAUUUUAAUGGCUCUAAGGGCUAUAACUUGAUUGGGGGUAUUUUCCUCCAAAAUAUCAAAUUUAAAAACAGAAACACAUCCCAAGCAUUAAUAGUUGAUAAGUAUUUUAAUGACAUGGACAGGUUUAGGAAGUGAGCCUCUGUUUUGUUUGCCUGCCACAUUGUUCCACUAGUCACCAGAAGCUAUGUUUCUUUGCUUACUUUUCCUGAUUAUCCAAGACUGGAACAAAAGUAUAAAUGUUAUUUAUUUUAGGCAGCAUUGUUCCUGUGUUGUAUUUUAAUAUAUAUUCAAAGGAAAUGUUUCACCUAUUUUUGGUCUUCUAAAAAAUUCAUUUAGGCUGGGCAUGGUAGCACACGCGUUUAAUCCCAGCACUCAGGAGGUAGAGGUGGUAGAAUUGGCUAUGAGUUCGAGGCCAAUUUGGGAUUACUAGGUGAGUUCCAGGUCAGCCUGGGCUCCAUGAGACCCUACCUUAAAAUACAAAACAACAACAACAAAAAAAAUCAUUUAGACCCUGGAAGUUGAUUGUCAUUUGUUGUCAGAUUCUCUUAUCCUUCCUUCCUCAUGGGUAGAUACCAACAUAAUUGAGCAUUUAAAUUAAGCAUUUGUGUUCUGAUAUCUGAGGCCAGUAACUACCUAGUUCUUAGUGUAUUUGGAAAGUUGUCUUAAACAGCAGCCUAAGCUGAGGCCCUUUUCAGAAGUAUGAAGGAGUGGCCUAACUGGUUUAAUGAAAUGAAAUCAGACAAAAUGCAUUCUCUGUGGACUUGAAGCACUGUCAGUAUAUAAAGUACACCCAUUCCUAUCUGGACAAGUCCCAUGAGAAAGUGGAAGAUUUAAGUAAUUUCCUUACAGAUGUUUUAUUUAAGCAGGUAGCACAAUCUACUAAUGUUGUUUGAUCUGUGUUUGUUAUAUUGGUUGUAAUUAAUUUUUUAAAUUCAAAAACUAGCAGAAAAUUUAUUAAAUUAACUAUUAACUAUGUUCACCUUGUAAAUUUCUGUAUAAAACUUGUUGACAAUGCACUGACUUUAGAGAAGAUGUUAAUGUACAUAGAGUGUAAAUAUGAUAGUGUUGAUGUACUGAACUAUGAACUGUAUAAAAAAGUCUUGGUAAUUGUAUAUGGUGUGUACCUGUUUAUCUGUAACUAUUAUCCAAACAAAUUAAAUACUGCGGGUGUCCA
This is a messenger RNA of Jaculus jaculus (lesser Egyptian jerboa), 7046 nucleotides long. It is a transcript of the gene Usp32, whose product is annotated as ubiquitin specific peptidase 32. Gene Ontology annotation, molecular function: cysteine-type deubiquitinase activity; calcium ion binding. Gene Ontology annotation, cellular component: Golgi apparatus. Gene Ontology annotation, biological process: protein deubiquitination. Bases 39 to 4895 code for a protein of 1618 amino acids. NCBI's taxonomy places the organism in Eukaryota, Metazoa, Chordata, Mammalia, Rodentia, Dipodidae. The record is from RefSeq and is a predicted model, not a curated record. The transcript is spliced from 34 exons.